AGCAAAGAAAUGUUUACAAUAUAAAUUAUGGUAUUUGCCAAAUAUGGAUGUGAGACUUUGGACUCCAGAUAUUAAUAAGCCCAUGGAAUCAAUCAACAGAAAACCAAGUGAACAUUAUGUUUGCAGAAUACCCUUCAUUGGUAAAAUAUUGCCCAGAGUUCACUUUGUAGCUGACACUAGAUUCAAAUCACAUGGGUAUCAGGAAUCUGACGAUGGGAAAACCUGCACUGACCUCCACUGCUUUCACAAGCAUACAAACAAAAUUUCUGGAGAGAAAUUCUAUGCAUGUAACCAAAGUUUAAUAUGCUACUCUGAUUCUCCUGAAGGAAGCAGUACUGAAGAGAAAUCCUUUCUAUUUGAGAAAGAUAUGAAAGCCUUCCAUAUAUCCCAAUGUCAUCAAAUAGGGGAAAGAAAUCACAGUGAAGUGAACAAACACUUAUAUAUACAAUAUGAAAAAGAUUUUAAUUCUCACCAUGAUAUUCAGAUACAUAAAAUAGCUGACAAUGUAGAAAAUCACUCUGUGAGUAAACAGUGUGUGGCAGUAUUCAAUAACAUUUCAUUUGAGAAAUGCAAAAAAAUGCACAGUGUGAAGAAACUGUAUGUAUGUAAGCAAUGUAUGAAAAUCUUCUUCUCCAGCAGUAUUUGUAAAAGACAUGAAAGAACUCACACUGGAGAGAAACCAUAUGUAUGUACACAUUGUGGCAAAGCUUUCAAGAGAUGCAGUUACUGUAAAAUUCAUGAAAGAACUCAUACUGGUGAGAAACCAUAUGUAUGUAUACAUUGUGGAAAAGCUUUCAAUAGAUGCAGUGACUGUAAAAGUCAUGAACGAACUCAUACUGGUGAGAAACCAUAUGUAUGUACACAUUGUGGAAAAGCUUUCAGUAGAUGUAGCGAUUUUAAAAUUCAUGAACGAACUCACACUGGAGAGAAACCUUAUGUAUGUACAUAUUGUGGAAAAGUUUUUAGUGCACACUCUUAUUGUAAAGCACAUGAAAGAACUCACAGUGGGGAGAAACCGUAUGUAUGUUAUCAAUGUGGGAAAGCUUUCAGCUGCUACAGUAAUUGUAAAACUCAUGAAAGAGUUCACACUGGGCAGAAACCAUAUGUAUGUACACAUUGUGGAAAAGCUUUUAGAAGACAUACUUCUUGUAAAAAUCAUGAAAGAAGUCACACUCGGGAAAAACCAUAUGUAUGUAACCAAUGUGAGAAAGCCUUCACCUCAUAUAGUGCUCUUCAAAAACAUAAAAGUAUUCACACUAGAGAGAAGCCAUGUUCAUGUGACCAAUGUGGAAAAACAUUUAUUUGCCAAAGUGAAUAUAAACGACAUCAAAGCACUCAUACUGAUGAGAAACCCUAUGUAUGUAAUCAAUGCGGAAAAGCAUUUAAAUCCCCAAGUAGAUGUAGAGAACAUCAAAGAACUCACACUGGAGAGAAGCCCUAUGUUUGUAACCAAUGCGGGAAAGCCUUCACCAGACACAGCUAUUGUAAAAGACACGAAAGAACUCACUCUGGGGAGAAACAUUAUGUAUGCAAUCAAUGUGGGAAGGCAUAUACCAGACAUGAUCAGUAUAAAAGACAUGAAAAAAUUCACACGGAGAGAAAACCCUAUAUAAGUAGCUAGUGUGGGAAGCCUUCACUAGACAAACUUUGUAAAACACAUGAAAUAAGCCAUUUUAAGGAGAAAGCAUAGGUAUGUAAAAUGUGAGAAAGCCUUUACUAGACAAAGUCAGUGUAAAAGACAUAAAAGUACAUUGCUUAGAAACUCUUUCUAUGUAAACAAUAUUGGUAAGUUUUUAACAGAAACAUUGUCAAAAACAUGAAAGAUGUGACUAAGGGGAAGCUCUGUGUAUAUAAGUAAUGUGGAAAAGGUUUCAGAGAAUACACUCAUUUCCAAAGGCUUGAAACUUCUAGGGUACAAAGGUUACAUGUUUACAUUGUUUGGAAAUGCAUAAACUACACAUAGAUAUUGUGAAGUUUGUGAAAAAAGAAUGGUCCAAAAACCCUUCAGCUAUUUAGUAAUUAUCAUAGACUUAAAAAUGUAAGAGAAAUCAUGUGAAUCUGUUAAGGUAAUUUGUACAAACAUUGAAACACCUUAAGAGAAGUCUAAGAAUGUGAAAACUUUCAAUGCAUAGAGAAAUGACUACAUAUAUGGAGGAGUAAUUAAAGAAGAGAAUCUUAGCAUUUAUGAACAUUGUAGGAAGAUUUUCUCAGUGCUUUCAAAUACAUAAAUAUUUUCAUGUGAUCAAAGCCUCAUAUAUGUAGUUAAUAUGGGAAAUCCUUCAAUUUUUCCAUAUUAAAGUAGAUGAACAAAUUCCUACUAAACAAAAACGCUAUGUGAAUAAUUUUAGCAUUAUAUAAUUCUCGUAAUAUCAGAAAACAUGCAUGCACACAAAGGAAGAGUACAUAUAGAGCAUUUGAAUUGUCCUUCUAUACAACUGACCUUUCUGUGAUAUAUAGUAAUUCAUAGUGCAGAAAUACAUAUCAGUAUAUGUUUUUGAGCAUAUACCUAAUCAUGCUUUCUUUCAUACUUCAAGUGAAGAAUGUCCUGUGAGAAUCCAUUAAAAAUGGAUACGGAAAUCUGUUAGAUGUAGAAUACUGUGUGUGCUAUGCCUAUGAAUGUGCAAUGUUUUCAGUUAUAGCUCAGUUUUAAAAUCUUUUGAAUGUUUCUCAAGUGGUGCACAUAUAUACAAGUCAUAAAACUGGAUCUCUAUUAUUUUCUUUAAAGUCCAGAAAUAGGAGUGAUACCCUAAAAUGUAAAUAUAGUAAACUGAUUAUUGAAGGAGAUCUCUGGAGUAGAUAUCAUAAGUUGCAUUUUGUGAAUUUACAUUGUACUAACAUAAAUGUAUAUGUUAUUGUAAGGAAUACCAUAACGUUUUGUUUUGCCUUUACUGAAAUUGGGUCAUAGUUUAUUUUGUACAGUGGUGUAAGUAAAAGUAACUUUCUAUGUUCCUUACAUAUUAUGAAGCUUAGAAGUUUUAUAGUUAUUUUUAUCUUCUUUGAUUUUGCUUUUAUUGAGGGAUAAAAUUACCCCUAAACUGAGCU
Cavia porcellus (domestic guinea pig) is the source of this 3042-nucleotide messenger RNA. RefSeq names its product zinc finger protein 14-like. The transcript has a single exon. Gene Ontology annotation, biological process: regulation of DNA-templated transcription. The record is from RefSeq and is a predicted model, not a curated record. Gene Ontology annotation, molecular function: DNA-binding transcription factor activity, RNA polymerase II-specific; RNA polymerase II cis-regulatory region sequence-specific DNA binding. NCBI's taxonomy places the organism in Eukaryota, Metazoa, Chordata, Mammalia, Rodentia, Caviidae. The coding region runs from base 44 to 1621 and encodes 525 amino acids.